AUGCCUGGGGAGCAGCCCCUCGGAGCGCCACCCCCAACCAUGACUGGAGACCUGCAGCCCUGCCCGGGGGCCAGUGGCACAGGGGGCCCCCUGCGGCCCCCCGGAGAGAUCAGUGCCCUGGCCAACAGGACCACCAAGGCCAUGGGCAGCAGGGCCCAGGCCAUGGAUGACCCCAAGACCCAGGCGCAGCAGGCUGGGAAAGGGGUGGCCGAGGCCCCUCUCCCCAGAGUGCAGGCCCUGAGCAGCGUCCCCAGCAAGGGCAGUAGCCCCCAAACCCCAGCGGGAAGCAACCUCAUGCAGGCUCAUGUCCGGCGGGCAGGCAGGGUGGCCGGCAGCCCCCAGCAGCUCUACAGUCUGAGCAUCGCCAGCACAAGGCCCAAACCCACCCUGGAUGGGAAGACCCCUGAGAGCCUGCAGCCCGAGGCCCUCCAGCCCCUAGACGCAGAAGCGCCCCCAAGCCAAGGGACCAGAGCCGGUCUCAGGCCUGGCCAUCCCAGGACCGAGGCCUCCCCUGCCCCAGAGGAGCUCAGCUUCCAGAAGUGCUUCCAGGAGACCCCCUCCAGCUUUACCUCCACCAACUAUACCUCACCGAGUGCCACCCCGGGGCCCCCGCCCCUCAGGGCCCCCCAGAGCAGGGGCACUAGCCCCUGUCGGCCGGCCUCCUACCUGGAAUUCCAGGCCAGUGGGGCCGACGCCUGGCCUCCCCCAGCUGAGAACAGCUUCCCAGGUGCUAGUUUUGGGGUCCCCCCCACUGAGCCGGAGCCCUUUUCCGAAGGCGGCAGCCCUGGGGCAGCGGCCUUUCAGUACCCCUUCCCGGAGCUGCACGGGGCCAGCCGGAGACCCUUCCCAGAGGACAUGGCUGGGCCCAAGUACCCUGAACGGGCGCUGGUGCUUGCCUUCCACCAGCCUCGGGGGGCAUGGCCGGAGGCGGUGGGCACGGGCCCAGCCUACCCCCUGCCUGCCCGCCCGGUCCCCCCGCCCCCGCCCUGCUACUCCAGCCGACCCGGCAGCCUCGAGGCCCCCAGCGACCUUGGCGGUGUGCCCCCUCCCCCUAGUACUGCUCCCCCAGCCCCCAAGCCCUUCUCGGAGAGCGCAGCCACCUUCCAGGAUGGUUUGCACGAGAACAUGACCAAAGUGCUCCCUGAGAGACCUCCUUCGGCCCACGAAGGGCUGGGGAGCCCCAGGGGGCCCCCAAACUCCCUGUCCCAGAGGCAGUUUCCCGGGCAGGCCUAUGGAAGCCCUGGAGCCAGCGGGGUGGGCACCAGCCCAGGGCCUCGGGACACAGAGCUGGCCGCCUCAGGGCCCCCCACUGCCAGACUGCCCCCGCUGUGGGACCCCGCCCCAGCCCCUUACCCUCCACCUCCCCUGGGUCCCCCAGCCACCACAUUCUUCGAAGCCCAGCCCAGCCCAGGCCAGCGGCUCAGCCUGCCCCAGAGCCCCCCGCUGCCCUGGCCCCAGGUGCUCCCGGCCGCCGGGCCCGGCCCCCACCAAAUGGAGAUGCUGAACCGGCUGCCCUUCCCCCCGGGGGCCCCCGAGUGGCAGGGGGGCAGCCAGGGAGCCCUGGGUGCUGUGGGCAAGACUCCCGGGCCGGGUGAGAAGCUGGCCGUCCUGAGAAACAGCCCGGGCCAGCACGGCAGUGGCUCCCCUGGCCUGUUUGCCUACAAUGGGCUGAAGGACCCAGGAGCCCAGCCCCUGUUCUUUGGGGCAGCCCAGCCCCAGGCCUCAACCCGGGGACCCCCUGGCCUGCCCCUGCCCAGGGUGGUGGGAGCCUCCCCCAGUGAGUCCCCCCUGCCCUCGCCAGCCACCCACACUGCCAGCAGCACCUGCUCGUCACUCUCCCCACUGUCCAGCAGCCCAGCCAACCCCAGCUCAGACGAGAGCCAGGUGCCCGGGCCGCUCGUGCCCUCUGCCUUCUUCCACCCAGCCCCUCACCCACAGGAGGCUGGCAGCCCCUUCCCGUCCCCCGAGCCCUCACACAGCCUCCCCAUCCACUACCAGCCAGAGCCAGCCAAGACCUUCCCUUUCCCCACAGAGGGGCUGGAGGAGACCCCAUUCCCCAGCUCGGGGCUCCAGGCGGGCAGUGCAGGCCUGGAGGGCUUCCCCCAGGGGCCGCCCCCGUACUCCGCCCACCACUUCCCCCUCAGCAGCGCCAACCUGGACCAGCUGGACGUGCUGCUCACCUGCAGGCAGUGUGACCGGAACUACAGCAGCCUGGCCGCCUUCCUGGGCCACCGGCAGUUCUGCGGCCUGCUGCCAGCCAGGGCCCAGGACAGCCACCAGCAGCCCCCGGGGCUCCCCGCGCCCCCCAGAGUGCCAGCCGGCAGGACCCCGAGCCCGCUCAGCCACACCAGGACAGCUCCCUUCCUGCUGGGCGGAGACCUCCGGCCGGAUGGCAGAGACGAUCCCCUGCGGACGAGCUUCCUGCCCGGCCCCACCGCCACCCCCUUCCCACUCCCCACAGGGGACCUGGACCUGGAGGACGCUGCCAAGCUGGACAGCCUCAUCACAGAGGCGCUCAACGGCCUGGAGGACCAGUCCGACAGCCCCGAGAUCGACAGCAGCUUCAUUGACGUCUUCACCGACGAGGAACCUUCCGGCCCCAAGGGCCCCGCUGCUGGGCAGCCCCCCAAGGCCAGACUGGGGGCAACACCAGAGAACAAAGCCCCAGCCCCAGCCCUGCUCCCAGUAGUGGAUGUCCCGCUGGAGACCCAGCCCCGCCAGCCCGGGGAUGGAGGCAACCCGGCCGGCCCCAGGCCCAAAACCCGCUCCCUGGGCCCAGCUCCUGCAGAGACAGAUGAGGCCAGCCUGGCUGGCCAGCAGAGGAGAGGAAAGCGGUUCAAGUUGUUCCGGAAAGAGCUGGACACGGUUAACACCACCAAGAGGCCUGGCAGGGGCUCCAGGGCCGCCCGCCUGAGGCCACGGAGGAAAGGCCGGGCUGAGGCCCGCCCGCGGGCUCUCAGAACUCAGGCCCCCAAGAGCCACACGGACCCCGGGGGCCGGGCCCCGCUGGUGGAGACCAGGAGCUCCCGGCGCCUCCGGCUGUCCCCCGGCCAGGACUGCAGGCGGAGGCGGGCGCGGGGCGGCACCUGGAGCAAGGAGCUCAUCCACAAGAUCGUGCAGCAGAAGAACCGGGCUGGCGGGCGGGGCCCGGCCCCAGCCCCCGGCGCCGCAGACGGCGGGCCCCAGCACUACGACUGCACCGCCGCCUCCGAGUCUGAGGAGGAGGACGGACCACGGCCCCCUGGCUCCCGCUUCAGAGGCCGGCCCCGCCCCAGCGGCCGGCGAUGGCGCCGGGGUGAGAAGAGGAAGGAAGUGGACUUGACCCCAGGCCCCAGAGAGGACGGGCAGCAGCAGAAACCCAGGAAGGUGGUGAAGCAGGAGGCUGCGAGGUCCAGGGGCUACCCGGGCCCCGAGGAGCCGGGCAGGCCUGGGCCAGGCCCCAGCCAGAGUCCCAGGGCCCAGGGCCCAUUGCACGGCCCAAAGGCUGGAGUGGACCCAGAGGAGAAAGGCCCCCAGCAUCUCCUGCAGGAUCUCACCGGCACCGAGAUCCUAGCGGAGAGCCAUCCACCUCCAGGCUUCCCUCAAGACACUGAGACCCCUGAAAUCGCUGACGACCUUCCCCCUGAUGCCACGGAACUUCACAAGGAGGCUCCAGGCUCCUCUCCAGCUCCCUGCAGGGGAGGUGGCCCCUGCCCCUCAGCCCCAGAGCGACCACAGCUGCACGGGGAGGACACAGUGCUGCCCCUCGCAAGCUCACCCACAUUGGGUGCACGUCGGUGCUCGGAGCCAGUCGCCUCCCAGGACAGAGAGGGCCCACCUGCCUCUCCAUCCGGAGAAUCACUGGUGCCUGUUGCUAAUGCUGUCCAUACGGUCCACUCAGACCCCAGCACUCUCUUUGUGAAGACCCCUGGUCUUGGAGACCCCAUGGAGGCUCCAACUGCCAGAAAGGGGCCUCAGCCCUACAGUAGGCCCCGCAGUGAGCUGUUCCUUGGACCCAAAGACCUGGCCAGCUGUUUCCAUGAAGACCUCGGCUCCCGGUCCUCAGCCCUAGACAGCCCACUGGCCAUUAGGGCACACCUCCACCAGGAUGACCACAAUGCCAGUUCCCCAGAGCCAAAGCCGCCCAGGAGCCCACCCUACACAGGCAUCACAGACCCAGGCAGAGGCCAAUCGGCACUGGCCUUGGAGCCCACGCCCCUCCCCUUGGGGCUGCCCAGGGAUAACUUCGACCCGCCGACCUAUGGCAGCCUCUCUGGGCAUGGGGACACCCCUGUGCUGCGUGCGUGUGCUGCUCUUCCCCCGAGGAAACCCCAGCUAGACCCACCGUACCCCUCGUUUCUGCCUGAAAGGGGCUGGUCCCUGCUGGACGAAGUGUCCCCGGUGCCGCCUGGCCAUCCAGACCUUUUUCCCGGCCUCUCAGCGGAAAAGACUCUCAGUCAGCAGCGUCCCACUCAAGGGCCCGUGGCUGCCAGCCUCAGCGCUCUGCCCACCAGGGCUGUCGAGUGUAGCACCGCCAGUACCAGCGACCCAUCCGAGGAGGAGCUGGAGAUCAAACGGCUGGUCACGGAACUGGAGAGUCAGCUGCAGAGCAGAGGCCCGCAGAGGGCCCCAGGAGAGCCGUGCAGGGCCAGCACCACUGCCCCCCAGGAGCCACGUCCACACGGGGAGGGGGCAGACACCACGGGGGACGCCCUGGCAAGCCCCCAGGAGGAGUGGCCCUCACCCUUGGCCCCCAGCACCCACAAGGACAUGGUUCCUGGGGGUCCUUCCAGCCCCAUGGGGGCCAGCCUCAGUUUCCAAUCAGUGCAGAAAGCCAGAGUCCCAAAGACAAGUCUCCCCAGGGAAGUCUGCAUACCGGACCCCGUGUCAGAUGUGGGGUGUUUAGCAAAGUGCAGCCCAAGCCUGGAACCUUCGCUUCCUAAGGGUCAUGGGGCCCCUGGAACACAACAUGGCCAAGGCCUCCUGCUGCUCCUUCCCCGCCCACCGAGAGGGGGGCUUUCCCCGGGACCCUGCAAGGCACCUGGGCCCUGUCAAGAUCCUCUGAAGCUGGAGGCAUUCAGCAGCCCCACUGCCCAUCUAGCGCCUGGCUUGGCAUUUCAGGGUGCCGAGCUUCUGCCUCUGGGCGCCAUCCCACCUUCUGCCGCCAUUCAUAGCAGCGCCCCCAGGGGACACUCUGUGAGCAGCACAGGUGAGCCAGGAGGAACAGAGCUCCUGCCCCCUGUUGCGGCUGGGCCUGGCCCUGAGGGCAAGGAGGAGUUUGUGCCAGUGGGAGUCUCUCCAAGUUGUGCCUCCACACCCAACCCCAGCCUGGGCAGGAGACUCCAGAACCCAGCCUCCAGCCCACUUCAUCAGCUGCAGCUCCUGGUGGCCAGAGCAGCUGAGAGGGGAGAUGAUGCCCGGGGCUCAAGGGUGACCCCCACUGCUGAUGCCCAGAGCCCUCUGCACAGCAACCCCUCAGAUCUGGGAGGCGAUGGCAAGGAAGGAGAGACAAUGGCCCACAGCCCUGCCCUGGGCUCCCUGGGAGAUGUGCAGAUGACCACUGUGGCCGGACGUCAGCUGGAGCCAGACGAAGAUGGACAUGCAGGCACACAUGGCCAGGCCAGGAAGCCCAGGGGCCAAGCCAAAGCUGGCCACCUGAAGCCAGGUGACCGAGGGAGGCCAGGGAGACCGGACAGCUGCACCAUGGCCAGCGCCGACCCUGAAACCACACGGGCCGGGCUGGUCGGGGCUGCAGACCAGCCGGGGGCACAGCUCCAGGGAAGCAGGGUGGCCAUGGGCCUUUGCAACGAGGCACAGGCCACCCCAAGCCCCACCUCCUCUGAGGCAGACUCUGCAGUCCCAGCCUUAGUGGCAGCCCACACCCCAGACAGGCCCAGGGACUGGACUCUGGAGGCAGUGGCAGCUGGCCCAGGCCUUAGGAAGCAUCUGCUGUUCGCUGGGGAAAGCCCAGAGCCGCCCACCAGGAACCUGGCCAGCCACACCCGCUUGUCCACCUCUGCAGCCCCUUCUGAUCCCGGUGGCCUCAAGCCCCUACACCAGGAAGGCCCUCCCACGGCACCUUCAGGGGAGCUCCGGGAACUGCUCCCAGCAUCUCCACCCCACGGUGGGGCUGCCAGCUCUCAGCUUCUGUCGGCCGCUUCUCCCACCUGGACACCUCCAGAAGGGGCCGAGCGCAGCCCAGCACCCACAGGCACUGCGGCACCCCUGGCAGUGUCCCCCUCUUUGAAGACAAGCCGCCGUGGCCUCAAGGAAAGCCCAGCUCACCACCCUCUCCUAGGGGACGGCAGCCCCCUGGAAGACCCUCCCACGGAGCCCAGCUUCGUCAGUGUCGUCAGUGCUGCCCACGGAGGGGCCCGCCUUGGAGGUCAUGUGUCAAAAACCCUAGAAGCUUCCAGAAAAGAAAGGCCAGGGGACUCCCCUGCCCAUGCCACCCCUCCCCACCCAAUGACAGUCAGCACCCCGGGAAUGACUGUCAAGGCUGCUGCCCUGCCCAGUGUCCCCACCACAGAUGGCGUGGGGGCACUCAGAGGUCCCAGGGCUGAGUGGCCAGACCCCAGGGGAGUUCUGCCCAUCACCCACCCAGAUGGGGUGCCCACAGGCUCCUCCUCCGAAACCCUAGGCAACAGGGAAGGCCAGGGUGUCACCACUGUGCCCACUGACCCUUCCACACGUGGGGCCAUGUGGCCAGAUCCCCACACUUGCCAAGAAGGCAAGGCUCUGGCCAGCUUCCAAGGACAGGAGAGCCUGGAGACGCCUGGGGCCAGGCCCCCUGCCAUUACCAAGGCGUCCGAGGCUGGCGCCAGGGGUGUACCAGUGACCUGUCCUCCCACAGAGCUCUGCCCAGGCAGCACAACCAGUGACUCCAGAGCCCACUUCCCCCAAAGUGCCCUCCACCAGAGACCCCAGGCAAAUGCCCUCAGUCCCCAGGACCUCAGACAGAAGCCACGUGGCUUUAAAAAGAAGCCGGUGUUCACUGAGAAUGGCCACUGGAAGGGCGGAGCCCCCAGCGGGCGGCCGGUGACCUGCGAGGUCUGCUCAGCUUCCUUCCGCUCCGGGCCGGGCCUGAGCCGCCACCGAGCCAGGAAGCAUGGGCUGCACAAGGGUGCUGCGUCCCAGCCAAGCCCAGCGCCUUCACCUGCUCCCCAGACGUGCCAGCGCCCCGGGAAGGAGAGUCGCGGAGCACUGGGGAAGGAGGAACCUGGGCGCUUGGUGGGAGACCCCAGCCAGGCUGGGGAGCCGCCCCCUGUUUGUGGCUCUACAGCUCCUAAGGAUGCCCUGGGUCCCGAGAUAUCCAAGGGGCUCAGCCUUCUGGGAGCUCCAGGCUGUCCCCCAAGCUGGGAGCCACACGCCCCAGAUACAAUCAGGCAAGGGGUGGACGUGAGGCCUACAGAGCCUAGGAAACAGGACCGGCUGGGGAGGGAAGAGCUCCGACCCAAACAGGCAGAGAAAGGUGGGAGCCAGAGGCGCGGCAGACCACCCACAGAUUUCCCCAGCGAGUCAGAGGGGAAAUCUAACAAGAAAGUGAGGAAGCCCAGAGUGAGAAGGUUCCGGGAGGAGAGCAAUCCCCAGGUCCCUGCUGAUGUGACUGCAGACAGAAGCUGCUGGAGUCCAUCCACCUCCGCUGCCAACUGCUGCCGUCUCUCACCCAAGACAGAGCAAGAGACCAAGGCCACGGAGUUGCCUCCCGCAGCCACGGACCCGGAGGAGACACCUGCACAGAAGCCACCUGGGGACUGGGUGGCCUGUCCAAGGAUGGCGGAGGGAGCGCCUCCAGGGGAAGGGCCAGGGGAGCAGAAGGCAGCUCUGGCAAGAGGGUGUGGGGGACCCAGAGAGACCAGGACAUCUGUCAUCUGUGAAGAGCCACUGAGGAUGACUGGGCCUAAGCCUGCAGGGAACAGCAGAGAGGCUGACAGCAGAUCAGGGCACAGUGUCUGGGAGGAGCACGGGCCCCCCUGGGGCCCCCGGGGCCCCCCUGAGACUCGUGGUUCUGAAGCAGGUGGCACCAUCAGCAGUCCUUGCUCCCAGGCCCCCCCACACAGCCCAGCAGAGGGGGUCCCAGAGCAGGAGGGCACGGCUCCUAAACCUCCCAGCCCGGAGCACGGGGACCCUCUGAGCUUGUUGGAUGAUGAGGCCUCUUUCUCCCAGCUCUUCCCCCUGGGAGACCGCUUGGCUCGGAAGAAGAACCCCCGUGUCUAUGGGAAGCGCUGUAAAAAGUCGAAGCCCCCACCCCGGGUGGAGCCCAAUGGCCCCGUAGGGGGCAGUGUCACUCUGCCCUCUGCCCGCCUGCCCACAGACCUCAGCGACUCUGGCUCGCUCUGCCUGUCCCACGAGGACCCAUGGGGUGAUGAGGCCACCGAUCUGCCUGAGUCCUUCCUCCUGGAGGGCUUCCUCAACAGCAAGGUUCCCGGCAUUGACCCUUGGGCCCCAGGCCCCAGCCUGUGGGCCCUAGAGCCCCACCUGGAGACUAACCCCUGCUGCGCCGAGGACCACCCAUCGGAAAACAUCCCCAAGCUACACAUGGUCCCGGCAGCUUGGCGAGGCCUGGAGCUUCAGGCCCCCGCGGACGAGGUCACCUCUUCUCUAGGAGAUGCAAGCCCUGAGCCUCCCAACCUGGAGCGAGAACACUACGACUGCGGGGUGCCCAGGAGUGCUGCGGACCUGGACACACUGGGCACCAAACUGGAGAUACAGGACCCAUGCUUCCUGGGACCCUGUGAGGACCCUGUGGGUCUCCCCAGCACCAGCUUCUUGGAUGGCAAGGCCACGGCCGGUUCCCAGGGCCCACGGAGCAGGACAGAGGAGGCGGACGGAGCAAGAAGGGCCGCAGGCGAAGGCCAGUGUGCCAAGGCCAGGAGAGCGCCCUACAAGUGCAGGGUGUGCUUCCAGCGCUUCCACGGCCUGGGCGAGCUGGACCUGCACAAGCUGGCCCACAGUCCCUCCCCGCCCCCCACCUGCUACAUGUGCGUGGAGCGCAGGUUCGGCUCCCGAGAGCUGCUCCGGGAGCACCUGCUGGAGAAGCACGUGCAGAGCAAGGCGGGGCUGUGGGCCUGCGGCAUGUGCUUGCGGGAGGUGGCCGACGUCUGGAUGUACAACGAGCACCUGCGGGAACACGCCGUGCGCUUCGCCCGCAAGGGGCAGGCGCGGCGGUCGCUGGGGGACCUGCCCGCAUGCUGGGAGGGCGGCGGCGGCGUGGUCACGCACUUCCUGAGCGGCAUCGCGGGGCAGGCGUCCAGAUCCCGCCGGGGCAAGCGCUCCGUCGCCGGCAAGGCAGGCGGGGGCUGCGCAGAGGCGUCGGGGCCGGACGCGGGAGCCGGGAAGGCGUUCCCGAGGGAGCGGCCGAGGCCCCAGGCCCGCAGCCGCGGCUGCGACGCGGUCGGCGUCUCGGCGCAGGGCAGCCCGUCCGCCUGCGCGCGCCCCGCCCCGGCCGGCGGCGCGUCCCCCGAAGCCCGUCCCCACGGCGAGCCCCAGCUCCCGGCCGUCCCGGUGCACCAGGAUUGCAAGGACCCGGCCCGCGACUGCCACCACUGCGGGAAGCGGUUCCCCAAGCCCUUCAAGCUUCAGCGCCACCUGGCGGUGCACAGCCCGCAGCGCGUGUACCUGUGCCCGCAGUGCCCGCGCGUCUACUCGGAGCACCAGGAGCUGCGCGCGCACUUGGGCGGCGAGCACGGGCUGAGCGGGGAGCUGGAGCUGGCGCACACGCCGCUGUACGCCUGCGAGCUCUGCGCCAACGUCACGCACAUCAGCAAGCGGUCCUUCGUCUGCAGCUCCUGCAACUACACCUUCGCCAAAAAGGAGCAGUUCGACCGGCACAUGGACAAACACCGGAGGAAGGGGCAGCAGCCCUUCACAUUUCGCGGCGUGAGGAGGCCCGGCGCCCCCGGGCGGAAGGCUUCGGCCCGAGAGGGCACGCUGCCUAGCAAACGGCGCAGGGUGGCCGCUCCCAGCAGCCCCGCCAGGUCCAGCGCGGAAGGGCCUCUGUCCCAGAGCAGCAGCCCCAACCCGAGUGAGGGGUCCCUCCCAGCCCUGCUCCAGCCCUGCCCACAGGCAGCUCCCAGCACCACCGCCGGGCAGGCCGGGACCGCAGAGAGGCCCAUAGACCCUCUAGGCCUCCAGGAGCUCCUGCCCCCAUCCUUGUCUCCUUUCCCAGCGGCCUCGGCUGGUCACAAAGAUGGCCACAAGCCGGACCAGGCCCUGGAGAGCUCUGAGGAUGAGGCCUCCCCAGGCAGCCCUGAGCACCUCCUCCAGCAGGCUUUCCCGCUGGGAGGCUCUCUGCCCCGGCUGGGGACCGCAGACCAAGAGGUAGAAAAGAGGGCAGCUGGCCCAUUCUCAGGGAAACACAGGACCCCAAGUGCACCUGGAAAAUGUGCCCCUGACCAUCACCUAGAAGCCCCCUCUCUGCUCUGGAAGGAGAAGCAGCUAUCCACGUGUCUCUUGGUGCCUGCAGGGGCAACAGGGGGCCCCUCCCACAGAGGCAGUGCCCCCAAGCCUAGGGGCUGCGGGAGUUUAUCAAAGGACAGGUCAAGCUCAUCCACCCCCAACAAAGCACCCAAGAUCCCAGGACAACUGAAGAAGGCGGUAGCCAGCCCCGUGCCCAGAGAACCCCCCCGUGGCACUGAGGAGAGGCUGAAGCCCACCGCCCUCAAAGCCAAGCCAGGCUCCCAGGGUGCUGGAGGCCCCCGGCAGGGCACCAAAGCAGUGGGCGGCAGCCAGCCCCAACCAGCCAGUGGGCAGCUCCAAAGCGAGACAGCCACCACCCCAGCCAAGCCCAACUGCCCAGGCCAGGGCCCCGCCCCAGACAAGGCGCUCCCUCGAGCCCUAGCCAAAGGCUACCCCAAGGGGCCAAGGGAAGCUGGUGGCCAGGGGCUGCGAGGGAGCCUGGGCCCCAGGGAGGACACAGACAGCAGUGAGAAGAAGAGAAAAGGCCGGGCCCCGGAGCCAGCCAGGAGCGAAGGUGUGGGGAGCCUGGGCAAAGGCCCCUCGGCCCCUGAAAAACCCCCUCGGGCCCCCCGGAAGCAGGCAACUCCCAGCCGUGUGAUCCCCGCCAAGCCCAAGCCCAAGCUCAGGCCCAGUAGCCAGAACAGCUCGAUGCUCCCUCAGCCCUCAGAGGUACAGAAGCGGGAGCCCAGCCAUGCCCACGGGGACCUCAGAUGCAGAAAGGAGGGGCUGAGCAAGGCCCUCCCCCAGACAAGACCUCUACACAGGGCCCCCAGGAAGGGUGGGGCUCUCCACAGUGUGGAACCCCCUAACCCCCAGGCCUGCCGCACAGCUGAGUCCCAGAGCCACCUCCUCAGCCAGCUGUUCGGUCAGAGACUAACCAGUUUCAAGAUCCCUUUGAAAAAGGACUCUUCUGAGUAA
Molecule: messenger RNA, 11355 nt
Organism: Budorcas taxicolor (takin)
Lineage: Eukaryota; Metazoa; Chordata; Mammalia; Artiodactyla; Bovidae
Gene: ZNF469
Product: zinc finger protein 469
Exons: 1
Coding region: 1-11355 (3784 amino acids)
Source: RefSeq, a predicted model, not a curated record